Molecule: messenger RNA, 1455 nt
Organism: Oryza sativa Japonica Group (Japanese rice)
Lineage: Eukaryota; Viridiplantae; Streptophyta; Magnoliopsida; Poales; Poaceae
Biological process (GO): root development; shoot system development
Source: RefSeq, a predicted model, not a curated record
AGCAGCACAACCAUCAAUAUUGAUGAGAUUCUUUCUGUUGCUUCUGUUUCUUCCGUUAUAAAUAGAGACAGACUAUGCUGGGCUUUCACCAUUGAGCAGUUUCUUCUCUUCUCUUCCGUUUCCAGAGAAAAAAAAAAGGAAACACCACACACCAUCUAUAGAAACCAUGGCAUUUAGAUCUGCAAGCGCUCCUUCCAGCCCUCGUUCUAACAAAACCAAUGUUGAGGAACAGCUUCAGAGCUUGAAGGCAACCAUCACUUCACCCGCUGAAACCAUUGAAACAAUGCUUGAUGGUUUCAGCAGGAUUGGAGCUGUGUACAACAACAUUGAGGAGAUCAUAUGCUUGCCAAGCAGCCAAGCUCAACUUUGUCAGAAUCAGCAGAGGAAAGCAGUAGAGCAAGAGCUCGAGCAUUCCCUUGUGCUGCUCGACCUCUGCAACUCUAUCCAAGAGAGUGUUUCCAAGCUCAAGACAAGCAUUCAGGAGAUGCAGUUGGUUCACAAGAGAAGGGAUGCUACAGUUGUUCAGGCCAACAUCCAGUAUUUCAUUCGUCUGACCAAGAAGGUGCAAAAGCAGUCCAAGAAGAUCAGCAAGAAGUCUGCUUCAGCUGAGCAGGAGGGCUCCAGGGUGAUCAAGCUGUUGGCCGAAGCUAGAGAGGUCGCCAUCUCAAUGCUUGAGUCCUCUUCACAUCUCUUGUCAAAGAAGAUCACAACAUCAAAUUCUAGCAAGUGGUCACUUGUCUCCAAGGCAUUUCAGAAGACAAGGCUUGCAUGCCAGGAGGAGCAAUUACAGGCGUUGGAGUUCGCCAUCGUUGAUCUCGAGAGCGGAGUUGAGACUUUGUUCAGGAGAUUGAUCCAGAUCAGAGUUUCUCUUCUGAAUGCUCUAAGCUUGUAGAUAGACGAUGAACCAACUCUGGCUCCCUCUGAUCUGCAUCCGCCUUUUAUAGGAUCUGCUGAUCAUCAAAACAAUUUUCCAAUGUGUAUAUGAGAGGAAAUGACAAAUGUCAAAAUGUACAGUACAUCAGUUAGUCAAAAGGAAAAAAAAUAUUUUGGCCCAUGCUCAGUUGUCAAUUUUUACUGAUUUUGAAGCUUGUAUGUAUGACCAUUUUUCCUUUCCAGGAACUUAUUUAACCUCACACUGAGGACGGCCAAACAAUCACCUGAAUUUUGGGGUACUUAAGCUAAAGUUUAUUGAUAGAAAAAAAACUUAAAUUAUCAAUAAGAUGCUCACUUUUCCUGGAUGUUAUAGAAACAAUAGUACAGAAAGUUUGAAAAAUUCCUUUGAAGCCAGCAUUCUUUACUAGAGAUGAUGAGAUGGCCAUGCUUUCCUCAUUCACAGGAAUAUUAUUAUACAAUAUAUCUUGACAUCAUGCCAGCUGGUAAUUAGCAUAACCUAUGCCUAAUAAACCAACCAAUUAACAAUUAAUAGCACACAUAGAGAACCCAUACGACUCGCCA